AUGUCUGCAGUGACGUCUCCAGACAUCCUGCUGACAGUUACAGCACAUCCUACGCAGUUGUUUCUAUUUUCUCUAUAUCAUUAUUCAGCCUUCAUAAACAAUGUGCAGGAUGUUGGCAAAGGAGUUAUCUUGGUUAGUGGAUGCAUUACUGAAAGGCUCAUGAUGUACUUCGGGGACAGUCUUGGAUUCCUCCCAAAGGUUCCAUACUAUGAUAAAGACCACCCGAACCCUUACGGAAUUGACGUGGUGCGGCCAAGCAGUCCAUUCUACAUUCAAACGGAGACUUCUUACAGUGGCUCGACAUUCUUCAACCCGCCGUCUUUCCUAGACGCGUCCCUUGAACCGGAGCUGCCACCAAAACCACAAGACCACCUCAUCCUUUCCAUCUCCGUGGCCAUCUUCUGUAACAUUCUCUUCGGACUGGCUGCUAUCUACUUUAGCGUGCUCUCCGACCAGUCCUACAGGGAGCUGGACUUGGAUUCCGCCAGGGAACACGGCCGGACGGCUUUCAAACUGAACAUGACUGGAAUAGUUGUGACCAUUGGUGUAAUCAUUAUAGCUGUCUCGAUGCAUUUUUUGGUCUUCACGAAAGCUGUGGAGGAGAUGACCAAAAAUCGAAAUGGAUAGAAGUGAGCACCAAAACUUUUCAAUUGCUCAUUAUCUUUAGAUAGUGGGAAGUCUCUUAAGAAAACAUUCUUUGAUGUCCUCUCCAACCGUCAUAAAGUGAG
Lineus longissimus is the source of this 728-nucleotide messenger RNA. RefSeq lists its product as uncharacterized. The transcript is spliced from 3 exons. Lineage: Eukaryota; Metazoa; Nemertea; Pilidiophora; Heteronemertea; Lineidae. The record is from RefSeq and is a predicted model, not a curated record. Gene Ontology annotation, cellular component: membrane. Bases 1 to 627 code for a protein of 208 amino acids.